CAAGUCCCAAAGGCAUCAUUCACUGCACAUCUGUAAUGAACCAGGCCCUGAGCCCGGCCUUGGCUUCUUGCUGGUGACCGGAACUCCAUCCGUGGGUCUUGAAGCGAUCACACUCGGCUGAAAGAUGAGUGACGGGCAAUGGGUCUGUCUCUCAUCAGAAGAAUUUGAUCAACUUCAGAAAUACUCUGAAUAUUCCUCCAAGAAGAUAAAAGAUGUGUUGGCUGAGUUUAAUGAAAGUGGAAGCCUCAAGCAAUAUGACCCACACAAGCCCAUUAGCUAUGAUGUCUUCAAGCUGUUCAUGAGGGCAUACCUGGAGGUGGAUCUUCCUCAGCCACUGAGCACAAACCUCUUCCUGGCCUUCAGCCAGAAGCCCAGACAAGAGACACCUGACCACCCAAAGGAGGGGGCCAGCAGUAGUGAGCCCAAUGUCUCAGAUUCUAAUGCGGAGAGCACUGCCAAAGCGGAUGCUGCCUGCGCUCCAGACACCGAAUCAAAACUGAUCAAGACACAAGUACCAUCUGAAGAACUAGAGGCUGCAGCCCCAUGGGGAGAACCUAAUGCUCUGGCUUCAAGCUCCGAUGCCCCCAUAGUGUACCUGAAGGAUGUCGUGUGUUACUUGUCCCUGAUAGAGACCGGGAGGCCUCAGGAUAAACUAGAAUUCAUGUUUCGUCUCUAUGAUUCGGAUGAAAAUGAGCUCCUGGACCAAGCGGAGUUGGAUCAAAUUGUGAGCCAAAUGCUGCAUGUCGCCCAGUACCUGGAGUGGGAUCCCACAGAGCUCAGACCUAUACUGAAGGAGAUGUUGCAAGGCAUGGACUACAACAAGGAUGGCUUCGUGUCUCUAGAGGAGUGGGUCAAUGGGGGGAUGACCACCAUCCCGUUGCUGGUCCUCCUGGGAAUGGAUGACUCCGCCUCCAAGGGGGAUGGGAGGCACGCCUGGACCCUGAAGCACUUCAAGAAGCCCACUUACUGCAACUUCUGCCACAUCAUGCUGAUGGGCGUUCGGAAGCAAGGCCUGUGCUGCAUCUACUGUAAAUAUGCUGUCCACCAACGCUGUGUAUCCAACAGCAUUCCUGGAUGUGUGAAAACAUACUCCAAAGCCAAAAGGAGCGGUGAGGUGAUGCAGCACGCGUGGGUGGAAGGGAACUCCUCCGUCAAGUGUGACCGGUGCCACAAAAGUAUCAAGUGCUACCAGAGUGUCACCGCGCGGCACUGCGUGUGGUGCCGGAUGACGUUUCACCGCAAAUGUGAAUUGUCGACGGCGUGCGAUGGUGGGGAACUCAAAGACCACAUUUUGCUGCCUACCUCCAUAUGCCCUGUCACCCGAGACCGGCAAGCAGGGAAGUCCGAUAGCGGUGCGGCCGCCAAGGGUGAACUUGUAAUGCAGUAUAAGAUCAUCCCAAGUCCGGGGACGCAUCCCCUGCUGGUCCUGGUGAACCCUAAGAGUGGAGGAAGACAAGGAGAAAGAAUUCUUCGGAAAUUCCACUACCUGCUCAACCCCAAACAAGUUUUCAACCUGGACAACGGGGGGCCUACGCCAGGAUUGAACUUCUUUCAGGAUACCCCGGACUUCCGUGUUCUUGCCUGUGGCGGAGAUGGGACAGUUGGCUGGAUUUUGGAUUGCAUUGACAAGGCCAACUUCACAAAGCAUCCACCGGUGGCUGUCCUGCCUCUUGGGACAGGGAACGACCUCGCACGAUGUCUUCGCUGGGGAGGAGGUUACGAGGGGGGCAGCUUGACCAAAAUCCUGAAGGAAAUUGAACAGAGCCCCUUGGUGAUGCUGGACCGUUGGUACCUAGAGGUCAUGCCCAGGGAAGAGGUGGAGAAUGGAGACCAGGUCCCAUACAACAUCAUGAACAACUAUUUCUCCAUUGGUGUGGAUGCUUCCAUUGCACACAGAUUCCAUAUGAUGAGAGAGAAACACCCUGAAAAAUUCAACAGCAGGAUGAAGAACAAGCUGUGGUAUUUUGAAUUUGGUACCUCUGAAACCUUUGCAGCUACCUGCAAGAAGCUCCAUGACCACAUAGAGCUGGAGUGCGAUGGCGUUGAGGUGGACCUGAGCAAUAUCUUCCUGGAAGGCAUUGCCAUUCUUAACAUUCCCAGCAUGUACGGAGGCACCAAUCUCUGGGGAGAAACCAAGAAGAACCGAGCUGUGAUCCGGGAAAGCAGGAAGAGCGUCACAGACCCAAAGGAGCUGAAAUGUUGUGUCCAAGACCUCAGUGACCAGCUUCUUGAAGUGGUGGGUCUAGAGGGAGCCAUGGAGAUGGGACAGAUCUAUACCGGCCUGAAGAGUGCGGGCAGGAGGCUAGCCCAGUGCUCCUCUGUCACCAUUAGAACUAACAAGCUUCUACCGAUGCAAGUGGAUGGAGAGCCCUGGAUGCAGCCGCCAUGCAUGAUUAAAAUCACUCACAAAAACCAGGCACCUAUGAUGAUGGGGCCUCCCCAGAAGAGCAGCUUCUUUUCUCUGAGGAGGAAAAGCCGUUCAAAGGACUAAACCAUAUGCCAAGCACCAGCUCUACCAAGAAAGGAAAGAAGAAUAUACACGCACACGCACAUGCACACGCACCAAUGCAGACACACGCGCACACGAGCACGCACACACGUACGAACGCACGCAUGCACCUAUAACCAGAGGAAGCAAAGCCACCUUCCAGAGGGAAGUAUAAUCCUGCCAUGUGGUCUACCUAUUUUGAAAAUGGAUCCACUCCUCACAGAGCCAAUACCCAUGAGAUAUCCCGGAUGGACUCAGGGCCCACAAAGACGGGUUGGCUCAUACAGCGACUUUCACAUUCCCACAGGCUUUAGACUUUGAGCCUGAAGGAGACGUCUCCCUUUUUCUGCACCACACUCCAGUAAGGCUCCAGGCUGUAGGUUUCCUGCCUACAGCAAGAUCGGAUGUGGUCAAGGGAAAGCGCUCCAACCCAGAAAACUUGCACAAAAGUCCUUCUGUACAAAAACAAAACAGCCUACAGCUCUCCAAGCAAAAUCCUUGGCAGGGCUCAGCGAGCACAGGACGGUCUCUUUGCCGUCCUUCAAGCAACAGCUCCUCCCUUAACUUGCAGAGGAAAGCCAAGAAGCUGUGGAAAGCCGGUUCCAUUCUUGGUUCCCUCUGCUGUCCAUGGGUACUGGUUCGCUUCCUGAAGCAUCUCUCGGUGUCUGUUUUGCUUAGAGAGCAAACAAGGCUGCCGGGGCAGCAUACUUUAGAUGUGGUAUUUAUUUUCAUAGUUCCUAUGAACACUUGGGAGGGAGAGCUGAGAAAGUGGACUUUAUUUUUCAAAUUGAUGUCAUAAUAUUGUGUAAAAAGGAAAGAAAAAGAAAAAAAAAAACCCACUACCAGUACUCCCUACUCCUCACUACCACACAAGCCAAAGUGUGUCUCUUUGAAUCCCAAGCCCUGGUGGCAGAGACGAUGUGGGGAAGGGCGUUGGGGGGCUUUGCUGGGAAAACCAGGAGACAGUCGGUCAGGGGAUUCCCUGUUUGCACAUCCCACUCUCACAGUGUGGCAGAAGGGCUUUCUGAUGGCCUUCUAGAUGUACAUAAUAGAGCUUAUAUGUUUAUAUAUAAUAUAUAAAUAUUUAUUUACUGCCAGACUUUCCCUGAUUAGAAAUAAACAUAGUGUGGGAACAGAAUAUGGGAAAGAAAAAAAAAAAAAAGAAGGCCCUUACUCUCCCACUGUCAUUUGCUUGUAGAGACACAUUUCUCUGGCUGGUUUCAAGGUUUACGAGAAUUAUCUACAUCCGGGGAGCAACCAUGAAACAUGUGCCAUUCCAGCUUCAUUGUCCCAUUGGUUCAUAAGGAAACUGAGUUGUGAAAAAGUAAAAGGCUUCUCCACUGUAUCUUGGCUAAGGAGGUUUGACCGUAAAUGUUACUAAGGAAGUUGCUAAAAAAAAAAAAAAAAAAAAAAAACCUGCAUCUGGGAAGAAGGUUAUUUCUUGUCACUGAGGAUUGGUCAUACUUGGAUCCAGGUUCCCAGGGAGGAGCCAACAUAUAGCCAGUGAAUGGAUGGAGCAAGCCCACACAAGAGAAUGGGAGGUGGAGAAUUAAGCUAAUUUCCAAGUUCUUUAUGGCCUGUCCUACAUGGGGAGAAGUUGGCCUGAUUGUUGAAGGCACCAGACAGAUCAAUUGAUUGACCCUCCAUGUCACCUCAUCAUGGUCACCAGAUCUUCUUGCCUUGGAUACAUUCCUGGCUCCAUAUGUGACUUCUGUAAGAUGUUGCCAACCAGGACAGAAUAGUCUUGGUCAGGCUCAUCGGGCUUCAGUCAGUUGGUGCCAGCAUCUUCCUCCUCUCCAGAGGGCAACUCUACACAGUAUCAUUGGUAGAAAGCAUCCUUUGCCUCAGCCCCCUGGCUCACCUGGACCUUCAUUUCUGUCUCAAGUUUCUCAAGAGGGAAUCCGGGCCCAGUUGACAUCACUCCACUGAGCUGCCUCCUGUCUUGCCAUAGACAAGGAAGGGUGUAUGAAGAAUCUACAAAUUGAGCCCACCUCUGAAGAAAGCGCUCAUCUAGAAUCUAGACGUGGAACACUCCUGCUCAACAAACAUGCUUCUACUGAGCAAGGGAAAAACUCAGGUCACAUAAAGAGCAUGCUGGUGGGAUGCUCAGAGAUGUGACCAAACAGCUCCCAAAUGACAGCAAGUACUACCUGGGAAGCCACUUGGUUCUGAAACUGAGGUGGGUUCCACCUCAAGGUCACUGCUUCUAAAAGAUUUGCAGACGUGUUUUGUGUGUGUUCCGGCUCCGAUCUCCCAAGGUUACAGAUGUUGAGACAGAAACAUCAGUAGGUGAAAUGGAUCCCCAGAGACUCACACGUCUUUCCAUGGGGCCCUGCAGAGGUUAAAUGUUACUUGACAGACACUGCCCAGUCCUUUUCAGAGGCACAGAGUAUGAAACUUCAUGGCAUUGCACCUCUGAUUUGCUAAUCUUAGUAGGUCCCGUGUUGUUGUUUAAUCUUACCUUACAAGUCAUCUUUUAAACACCAGGACUGUGGUUUCUUAUUGUGUAGUGUAUCAUCCAAGCGACCCCCACACCAAGCUCUAAGGUUAACCAACAAAGUAUUAUUAUCUCUACCCUACAGAGGAGAAAUGAAGCUUACCAGUGUCUCGUAGCUUCUUAAAGUUACAUGGUCAAGGGAGAGCCUGGUCCCUUAUGUCUUAUCCUGCUCAGAUUCCUUCUACACUGUGGAUGUGUCCUCACCUGCCUUCAUGCUGCUACCCCACUAGCAAUAAAAACAAUGAAACUGGAAA
Messenger RNA from Rattus rattus (black rat), 5239 nucleotides. It is a transcript of the gene Dgkg, whose product is annotated as diacylglycerol kinase gamma. The transcript is spliced from 24 exons. The record is from RefSeq and is a predicted model, not a curated record. Bases 125 to 2491 code for a protein of 788 amino acids. Gene Ontology annotation, molecular function: ATP-dependent diacylglycerol kinase activity; calcium ion binding. Gene Ontology annotation, biological process: diacylglycerol metabolic process; lipid phosphorylation; intracellular signal transduction. Gene Ontology annotation, cellular component: plasma membrane. Lineage: Eukaryota; Metazoa; Chordata; Mammalia; Rodentia; Muridae.